AUGGCUUUUGGAAAGGAGGACCUUGAUUUGGUGUUGGUCCCAAGUGGAUUGCUAAUCAUGUUUCUCUAUCACAUCAUCCUUCUCUACAGAUAUCUUCAUCUCCCUCAGACCACAACCAUUGGCUUUGAGAACAAUGACAAAAGAGCUUGGGUUGAAAGAAUUAUGCAGGAUGAUAAAAGAGAUAUUGGCACAGUCCUCAGUGUGAUUUCAUCCAACAUAUCAGCAGUAACUUUUUUGUGUUCCGUCUCCUUAAGUCUCAGUUCUCUCAUUGGAACCUGGCUUGGAAGUAGUUCCAGCCAUGAAGUCUUUACGAGCGAAUUAAUCUACGGCAACGUGAGCCCCUCAAUCCUUACCAUCAAGUACAUAAGCCUCUUAACUUGUCUUCUUCUAGCCUUUGCAUGCUUUGUUCAAUCAGCAAGGCACUUUGUUCAUGCAAACUAUCUGAUAAGCACACCAGACCGUAAUAUUCCGGCUUCGUACGUGGAGCUGGCAGUUAUAAGAGGAGGUGAUUUCUGGUCACUUGGGCUUAGAGCACUCUAUUUUGCUCUAACUCUGCUUCUGUGGUUUUUUGGUCCAAUACCAAUGUUUAUGUCCUCCUUGGUUUUGGUCAUAUUCCUCCAUUACAUGGACACAAACACCAGACCUUUUCAUGACUACCAGCUUCCGGGAAGGCAGCUGGUUAAAGAGGUUGGUCAGAGAAUCACAGAGGUGGCUGUGAACAUUCAUCAGCAUGAAGAAACAAUUGAAACUAAAGAGAAUACCACCACAGCUAAUCCCAUGAAAUCAGUCGAUUCCCCAAUAUCUGUAUUGACAGACUCGAUAUCACAAGAUCAGCAAUAUAUUAUAGCUAAAGAUUGAUUUGUAGUUUAUUCUGACAUGUAUAAGAUU
This is a messenger RNA of Prunus mume (Japanese apricot), 888 nucleotides long. RefSeq lists its product as uncharacterized. The record is from RefSeq and is a predicted model, not a curated record. Lineage: Eukaryota; Viridiplantae; Streptophyta; Magnoliopsida; Rosales; Rosaceae.